Varroa destructor (honeybee mite) is the source of this 2273-nucleotide messenger RNA. RefSeq names its product sec1 family domain-containing protein 2-like. The record is from RefSeq and is a predicted model, not a curated record. Gene Ontology annotation, biological process: vesicle-mediated transport. NCBI's taxonomy places the organism in Eukaryota, Metazoa, Arthropoda, Arachnida, Mesostigmata, Varroidae.
CACUACAAGCAUCUGAGAGCGACUACUUUGAAAGAUGCUGAUGUUCGAUUAAAUAUUCAUGUAAUUUUAAAAUUGCUCACUUUCCAAUUUCAGUUUGAAAUUUUUAGAAUACGAUUCGUGAUAACGUAACGAUUUUGGCAAAGGUGGAAGACAUUUCGUAUGUACAUUGGCUUGACAAGAGAAAAAAGAAUGGUAACAUCUAAGUCGGAAACACGUUUUGCCGACGUUACUAGUUCGGUGUCAGGUUUGUGGGACACUGCUCUGAAAGAAGCUCGCAAUUCGGUCGUGUUUCUGGAUGUUGGUGCGUGUGAAUCGCUUCGGUGGGCUGGCGGAGUUAGCAGACUUCAAAAAGCCGGAGCGACUGCCGUAAAAGAUUUUUCUCACUCUCAGGCGAGCGGUCCAUCAGACACCCGUGCUCUAUUCCUCCUGAGCGGCAACGUGCAGACGCCGCCGUCUCUCCAAGUAAUUCGUUCCAUACUUGAGAAGUCGUGUUUUGAAAGUGUGACAGUGGUUACCGGCGCACCCAUAGCAUCGACAUCCGAACGAACGGCAGCACAAGAAGUUAUCUGCUUACAAAGGCAGCUCCGCAACUGGAUGGGUAGCGACGAAACUGUCAGCAAGGUGGUAUACAUACCGAUAGGCAUGUCUAGUGUACUUCCGCAUCUUCUAGUUCUUUCUCCAUUGUGCGGCCUGUUUCCGCCGCUAAUAGCUGAAGACGCAUCCGUCUCCCAUCAGAUACUCCCUCCCGAAAAGAAAGCGCUUCUAGCGCCAAUGAUUUCUUCUUUAAGCCUACUUAUCGGCGAGCUUGAACUUCGAGAUGAGCUUUUCUCCUUAGGAAGAUUGGGAUAUACUAUUGCGGACGAACUGGAACAUUUCGAAGGAACUAUCAAUAGACGAAAGCAACUGCCUGAUGAAGCAAAAAAGGCAUGCGUGCUCUUGUUUGACCGUUCGUUGGACCUCGUAGCACCCCUUUCUUAUGGAAAUGAAAACAUCCUGGAUAUCAUUCGUGCAGUGCUUCCUGCUUUCGACUCAAUUGAUGUUUCUGUGGAUAUGAUUCCGAUUUGCCACGCUAAAGAGGGUCUAACUAGCGCAGGACCAACCGUGGCGAAAGGAACUCUGAGUUGCCUCUCCCAAGCUAAAUUGGCAGAAAUUCAUGAUCUCAAAUGGAAAUUAUUCAUAUCAUAUGGAAAAUACUUUCAGAGCCCUUUGUAUGUAAAAAACGAGUUUAUCACUCUAACAGAGUGCUGCGGGCUACAAGGAAAGCUUCUACCCGACGAAGAUCCAGUUCAUUUUGUCCGCAAAAAUCUCCAGGUGUUUCGAGAUAGCUCACUGGAUCAGAUGUUAGAGAACGGUCAGACGUUAGUCGCUGUAGCUGCACUAUCUGAAGCAUUAAGCAGUCCAGUAAUGCAACGUCGUUGUCAAAAGCUUUCUAUCGAAAAGAUGUUUACCCAUAAUGCCACUGAGAACUCACUCUGCGGAGCACUGGACGCAGGGGAAGCGCUUGUGCAGUUAGCAGAAGGUCGCGGUGGAACAAAACUAGAUUUUGAAGAUCUAGUAUCAAUGUUUCUGUACAUCAAUUCAUUUUGCGGCGAAGACCUCUACGUCGAUCAGCGUAGUAAAGAAGGCUUUCAGCAAGGCUUGCUGGCCGCGAUCACAGAAGACACCCUACGGGACCCUAGCGAAUGGUCGGAUCUAGCCAAACACCUUGUUCCUUCUCUGAAUAUUACCGAAGCCAAGCUUCAGGCCGCUAUAGCUCAGGUUGAGGAAGCUGGAGCACGAGUCGCAGCUCAGAGAAAAUCACUCAAAAGUCUUUGUCGCGUUUUGACCAGAGGAGAUCUCGCACAUCCGUCCACGUAUAGACCGCUGCUCGUGGAACUCGUAGAAACGCUCAAAGCUAGUGUCGACUGCCCAGAUAUUGAAGCCCAUUCGUCGUCCGGAGGAGUACUGGGAGGAAUCCAGGGUGGUCUGGGCUUUCUCAUGGGUGCGAUAGGUGCUGCGGUGGGCGGCACGACUGCCGGAUACCUGGAACGUGCUGACGUUUUGAUGGUAGUAAUUCUUGGCGGUGUGACCUUCACCGAGGUGGCCAUGCUCAAACAGCUGAUAGCAGACACUGGUAAACAGCUAAUUGUCAUCACAACCUCGCUUUUGACGCCAAAGGAGACUCUAAAGCAUAUAUUCACCUCAAUGGUGUAAAUUACGCAAUGGAAUACCCAUGUAUAUGAAUAAUGCGUUAUAUGUUGAGUAAUAAAUAUCUGAAUAAUUUCUGAAGCUUA